ACCAAAAUGAAUUAAGAUACCAACGUACAGAUGGGUCUUUUAGUGCAUUUGGUAAUUCUGACAGUCAUGGAAAUAUGUGGUUAUCAGCUUAUGUUAUUAAGACUUUUCAAAAAGCAAAGACGCAUAUUUUUAUUGAUGAUAAUGUUAUUAUCAAAUCAGUCAAAUGGAUCAUAUCCCAUCAGUUAUCAGAUGGUUCAUUUCCGGGCUCAAUGUAUACAUACUAUAUGCAGGACAAAACAGCAAAUGAAAUAAGUUUGACUGCAUUUGUGUUAAUUGCUCUACAGGAAAAUUUACAUUUGCAAGGGAUGACACAUUCAAUUACUGAUGCUGUUACGAAGGCUCAACAUUUUCUGGAAACUAAUAUCUAUACAGUUAACGACAUCUACUGCUUAGCCAUUACUAGUUAUGCUUUGGCCAUACGGAACAGUUUAUCUUUUGAUGCAAUCUUUAACAAGCUUGGAACACAUGCUGUUGUAAGAGAUGAUAUGAAAUAUUGGACCUACGCAUCUUUAUCAUCAUCAAACGGGAAUGCAUGGUCAUCAUCUUACAUGCAGUCAACUUCAAUUGAUAUUGAGACAUCAGCGUAUGCUCUUCUUGCAUAUACAGGACGUAAUUUACCUUUAGAUGGGUAUCAUGUUAUGAAAUGGAUAAUAACGCAAAGAAAUUCGAAUGGUGGAUUUGCAUCAUCACAGGAUACAGUAGUUGCAUUAGAGGCCAUUACUGAAUUUGGAUUGUUUGGUUCGCAGCAUAGAGACAUGUUAAUUUCAAUCACAGCUGGAAAAUUUUCCAAACAAUUUACGGUUGAUUCUGCAAAUGCUCUCGUUUUGCAGACUAUUGAGUUACCAAAGCCAUAUCCACAAAAUGUACUGAUUGAGGCCACGGGAGAGGGAACUGCUCUUGCAGAGGUUUCUGUUCAUUACAACAUUGAACAAAGUCAUGGUACCCAGGCGUUUCACGUGUCUGUAAACAUUGAUCAGGAAACAUUUGUCGUGUUAGAGACAAAUACGUGUGUUAAAUGGCUAAGGCGAGGGAAAAGUGGAAUGGCUAUUUUAGAAAUUGGAAUUCCGACUGGGUUUCAAGCAAACCCUGAUGAAAUUACUCACAUUCCAACCCUUAAGAAGAUUGAGGUGGAAAAUAGGAAACUUAUACUAUAUUUUGAUGAGAUAUCAGGUUAUCCAGUCUGCAUCAAAAUGAAAGCCGUUCGUACAGGAUUGGUAGCAAAAACGAAACCAUCUGUGGUUAAAGUUUACGACUACUAUAAACCUGAGCUUCAGUUUACUACGUUUUAUCAAUCUGGUAUUCUCCAGAAGUCUAGCAUUUGUGACAUUUGUAAACCGUGUUCACAGUGUAGACAAUGAUUUACUAUUGACGAAGAUGGCCUCUAACACAACUAUGCUGCUUGAUCAAUUGAUUACAAAUGGAGACAAGUUUAAACAUACAUGACAUAUAUAGUGUUAAAUAAAGAAAAUUAAAUGUUAAA
Molecule: messenger RNA, 1480 nt
Organism: Mytilus trossulus (common blue mussel)
Lineage: Eukaryota; Metazoa; Mollusca; Bivalvia; Mytilida; Mytilidae
Product: CD109 antigen-like
Exons: 12
Coding region: 75-1358 (427 amino acids)
Cellular component (GO): extracellular region
Source: RefSeq, a predicted model, not a curated record